Molecule: messenger RNA, 1801 nt
Organism: Protopterus annectens (West African lungfish)
Lineage: Eukaryota; Metazoa; Chordata; Ceratodontiformes; Protopteridae
Gene: OGG1
Product: 8-oxoguanine DNA glycosylase
Exons: 8
Coding region: 262-1470 (402 amino acids)
Biological process (GO): nucleotide-excision repair; base-excision repair; base-excision repair, AP site formation
Cellular component (GO): nucleus
Molecular function (GO): 8-oxo-7,8-dihydroguanine DNA N-glycosylase activity; damaged DNA binding
Source: RefSeq, a predicted model, not a curated record
UCUACUUGGUAUAGUCCAAACAUGGUAGCUGCCGUUUAGAGAGAAAUACUAAAUACAGUAAAGCUGGGUUAAAUUCUAUUUAUGUGUGUAAGUUUUGCGGACGGCUAUCAUUAUUAGUAUACACAUUUGGGACUUAAAAGUUCCAGGGGAAGCCUUUUACCACAGGCAACUGCUUUCCUGACUUUCUUGAGCUUCAUGGAACUUAAAGACAGUUUUAGAAGAAAAGGAGAGGUUUUAUCCAGGAAGCGGGUACUUUAGAACAUGCAGCACCAUGCUGUCCUUUCUGCACUCACUACAGUCUGGCGUUCCAUACCAUGCUCACGGUCAGAGCUAAACCUGGAUGUUGUGCUUUCCUGUGGUCAGUCUUUUCGAUGGAAACAAAUAAAUCCAAGUCAUUGGACUGGUGUUUUAGCCAGCCAAGUGUGGACACUGACCCAGACGGAUGAUCAUAUCUGGUAUACAACAUAUUGCUUAGAUGGUGAAGAAAAUGUUGACCUUGUUGGCCUUGAGUCACAGAAUAUGGAACCAAAGCAGUCUGCAACCUCAGCUCACAGAGAGCUGAAAAUAGAAAGGGAACGAAGGGGGUGCUGUAAGAACACUGUUGAUGCUGAGAUAAGUUGUAUGGGCAAAACUGUAACCGUAAAUCCAUCAAAUAAUUUUAUAUUUGUAAAGUCCAAGAAAACAGAAGAUGAUUGUGACAAAGUAGGUAGAAAAAAGCAGGAUAUUUUAAUGGACUAUUUCCAGUUAAAUGUUGAACUGGAAAGUCUGUAUAAACAGUGGGGAAAAGAAGAUCUGCACUUUAGAAGAGUUGCCCAGGAAUUCCCAGGAGUGAGAAUCCUUCGACAGGAUCCAACUGAAUGCUUCUUUUCUUUUAUUUGCACUUCAAAUAAUCACAUUUCCCGAAUAGAGGGUAUGAUUGAACGGCUGUGUAAGGCAUUUGGCAAGAGACUUUGUCAACUGGACGAAGCAGUGUAUUACUCCUUUCCCACGCUUGAGGCCCUUGCAGCCCCUGAUGUCGAAGAACGCUUGAAAAAUCUUGGCUUUGGAUAUCGUGCUAAAUUUGUAAAUCAAAGUGCUCAGACUAUUCUAGAAAAGCAUGGAUAUGAUUGGUUGGUUUCACUUCGCUGUGUGCCAUAUGAGGAUGCCAGAACAAUGCUGCGUGCUCUUCCAGGUGUCGGAGCAAAGGUUGCUGAUUGUGUGUGUCUCAUGUCUCUGGAUAAAACUGAAGCAGUCCCUGUUGACACCCAUGUAUGGCAGAUUGCCAAACGGCACUAUCUUCCACACUUGGGCUCUGAUAACAAAACUCUCACUGAUCGACUCUACAAAGAAAUUGGCAACUAUUUCCAUAACCUCUGGGGUCCGUAUGCUGGAUGGGCACAGUCUGUGCUGUUUUGUUCAGAUCUAAAAAAAUUCCAAAGCCCUAAAACAGAUGAGGUCACUAGGCAGAAGAAGAGAAGAAAAUUAUAUUAAGGACCAAAUUCUGUCGCAUGACUGCAUAGAGCCUGUAUAGUAUCAAGAAAGAAAUCAUUUCAAACUGUGUAACAUGAGAAAUUUGUAGUAGGUUUGAAUGCACAAAUGAUGACAUCACUGUGAUAUCAGUGAAUGCAAUGAUAUAUUCUUUGGGGAAACACUUCUUGGGAGCACUGGAAGUUUAUGUGGUCACUGUCAUUUUCUACAAUCUUCACAUCUGGACAACAAAGACUGUUAUUGAACAGUCUCAAAAGAAAGACUGCAAUUUCUUAUUAAAAGAAAAUUUUGAUGUAGUGCCUUCGUAGAGCAAUAAACUUUAUUUUAUAAAGGA